UAUGGAAUCAAUACAUGAUAAUCGAGGUGCAAGAAAUCAAUUAAUCAUUGUGGCUAUUUUAUGCGCAAUUUUUAUGAUCGGCGAAAUAGUUGGUGGAAUAAUUGCAAGUAGUUUAGCAUUACUCUCCGAUGCCCUUCACCUCGGUAGCGAUCUUGCUGGAUUUAUUAUAAGUCUAGUUGCAUUGUGGUUGGCUAAGAAACCGGCAAAUUCGAGAAUGACCUUUGGCUAUUAUAGAGCUGAAGUCGUGGGUGCUUUAAUAAGCGUUAUAAUAAUUUGGUUAGUUACUGCUAUUUUGGUCUAUGCUGCAGUGCUAAGAAUAAAAGAUCAAAACUAUGAAAUAAAACCAUUAAUAAUGCUGAUAACAGCAUCAGCUGGAGUUGCCUUUAAUAUUACGUUAGGUAUCAUUUUACACUGUAGUAAAUGUCACUGUAACGUUGCUCAUGGUCAUUCGCAUGGAGCUGAUAGAACAUUUAUAAUUGACAACGACGCCCUAGCUCAACAGGAUAGCGAAAACAGCAACAACACUUUUAACGAUACAAAUACACAAAACGAUAAUAUCAAUGUUAAAGCCGCUCUUAUCCAUGUCAUUGGAGAUUUGAUUCAGAGUUGUGGAGUUGUAAUCGCUUCUGUUAUCAUCUUAAUAAAACCACAAUAUAAAAUUGCCGAUCCCAUCUGUACAUUUCUGUUCAGUGUACUAGUGCUUAUCUCUACAAUUAGAAUACUUAGAGAAAUUGGAUUUGUCAUUAUGGAAGGUUCGCCAAAUGAAAGUCAGUUACAUAGAUUAGAGAGUGAUCUCAAGUCCAACUCAUUAAUAUUGUCCAUACACGAUUUGCAUGUUUGGUCUUUAACGACAAACAGACUGGUUGCAUCAGUGCAUAUCGUUGUGAAUAAUAGACAAGUUGAGACAAAAGAAAUCGAGAACUUUGCUACAGAAUUGUUGAAGCGAAAAUAUGGUGUAAGGGCUGGUAUUUCAGACAUGACAGGUCUUCUAAGUGAAGGCAUCAUGUUCGGUUAUGCUAAACAAGAUCAAGAAGCCAGAGGCUUACAUCUUAGACAAUUUAGCCGAGCUUACGUUGUAGCUGAUCGGAACGGAAAUUCUAGAUUUGCACUCCUUUCAAUCGAAGUUGCAACAUCAUCUGACGCUAUAAGAGAUAGCGUUGUUGAAAAACUAAGAGAAACAUAUGGCGAUUUAUAUACGCAUACAAAUGUUAUGAUCACUGCUCAGCAUACUCAUAGCGCACCUGCUGGAUAUCAUACUUAUUGGAUGUUUCAAACGGCGGCAGGUGGCGGUUUUGUCAAUGCUACUUUCCAAGUAUACGUUGAUGCAAUUGUUGAUAGUAUCAAAAAAGCUCAUAAUAACCUUAAACCUGGAAAUGUCUUAUUUAACGAGGGAGACCUUCUUAACGCCAACAUAAAUAGAAGUCCAGCAGCUUAUUAUAACAAUCCUAAAGAAGAGCGGGAUAAAUACGAAUAUGACGUUGAAAAGCGUAUGAGUUUGUUAAAAUUUGUUGCGGAAGAUGGCUCCUCCAUCGGCUCUUUUAGUUUCUUUCCCGUUCAUACAACCAGCAUGUUUAAUAGCAAUCACUUAGUCAGCUCAGAUAACAAAGGGGUAGCCGCUCUCCUCAUGGAGAAAGAUUUGAAUAAUAAUGCCUUCCCUGGUCAAGGAUCAAUUGUCACUUCUUUCGCUCAAAGCUGUCAAGGUGACGCUUCACCCAAUGUUAAUGGGUUUUAUUGCGAUACGGGAGAACCUUGUGAUUAUUGGAGUGGAGCUUGCGAUGACGACGUUCGUAGAUGUCAAGCUAGAGGACCAGGAAGUAAUAUGUAUGAAAAUACUGUAAUUAUUGGUGAAAGGCAGUAUAGAAAAGCAAAAGAGUUGUUUGAAUCGUCUACUGAAGUUUUACAAUCCGAUAUUGGCUCUGUUCAUCAAUGGGUUAAUUUUACUGGCAUUGAAGUAGAAAGUAACGGACAAACGUAUAAAACUUGUGCUCCAGCAAUGGGUUACAGUUUUGCCGCAGGUGCCGUUGAUGGCCCAGCUCUUGGACCACCUUUCGUUCAAGGACUAAAUGAAAGUGAUCCAGUUAUUGAUACUAUUCGUGAUCUGAUUUUGCCUGCAUCUGAAGAAUUGUUAGCUUGUCAUGAACCAAAACCAAUCUUAAUUUCAUCUGGAGAAGCUGAUGAUGAAUGGCCAUGGCAACCGGAAGUAUUACCUUUGCAAGUGUUUAGACUAGGCAGACUAAUUAUACUUGGCAUUCCAGCAGAAGUAACAACAAUGUCAUCUAGAAGAUUUGUUGCUGCAUCUGAACAGGUUAUGAGAGAAAAUGGUAUUGAUAACCCGAAAGUUAUCGUUGCUGGCGUUACAAAUAUGUAUAUUAAUUAUAUCGUCACACCUGAAGAAUACGAGAUACAAAGAUACGAGGGAGCGUCUACUGUUUUUGGACAAUAUACUCUUAAUGCCUAUAUAGAAAAGUUGAAACCUAUGAUCCAGUCCCUUAUUCGCGGUGAGGCCGUUGAGCCUGGAACACCUCCUCCAGAUUUGAGAGAUAAACCUGAAGAAAUUUUAGAACCCAUUAGAACUGAUCUCACCCCGAAUGGAUUUGACUUUGGAGAUGUUUUGAAUAAUACAAACGAAGCUUAUAAACAAAAUGAAACUGUUACAGUUGUAUUUGUAUGCGGAAAUCCAAGAAAUAAUUUAAUGACUGGAAAUACUUUCCUAACUGUUGAAAAAGAAAAUGGUGGUUCAUGGACAACUGUUUUUACAGAUGCUCAUAUCGAAACAAGAUACUAUUGGGAAUCAAACUGCGAAGAUGACGAAGGAGAAGAUCCUUCGUGCGAAACGGAACAAUCUUCAAAAGCAAGAAUAACAUGGGAUAUACCAAUAAAUCAAGAUGCUGGAACUUAUAGAAUAUCUCACUUUGGUCACGCAAGACUAGCCGAUGGUACAGUUAAGCAAUACGAAGGGAGAAGUGGAAACUUUGAAGUUCGUCCAUUAUAA
Messenger RNA from Dimorphilus gyrociliatus, 2992 nucleotides. The record is from the annotation of a GenBank genome assembly. Lineage: Eukaryota; Metazoa; Annelida; Polychaeta; Dinophilidae.